Molecule: messenger RNA, 7266 nt
Organism: Mandrillus leucophaeus (drill)
Lineage: Eukaryota; Metazoa; Chordata; Mammalia; Primates; Cercopithecidae
Gene: ZC3H12B
Product: zinc finger CCCH-type containing 12B
Exons: 5
Coding region: 68-2578 (836 amino acids)
Cellular component (GO): cytoplasmic ribonucleoprotein granule; nucleus
Molecular function (GO): mRNA binding; RNA endonuclease activity; metal ion binding
Source: RefSeq, a predicted model, not a curated record
CAUGUGGAUUCCAAGCAGGCUAAAAAGAAAAAGAACUGAUUAGACCUCAGACGACCCACUAAACGGGAUGACGGCCACAGCUGAGGUAGAGACACCAAAAAUGGAGAAGAGUGCCUCCAAGGAAGAGAAGCAGCAGCCUAAGCAGGACAGCACAGAGCAGGGCAAUGCUGAUUCUGAAGAGUGGAUGAGCUCUGAGAGUGACCCUGAACAGAUAAGCCUUAAGAGUAGUGACAACAGCAAGAGCUGCCAACCUAGGGAUGGUCAGUUGAAGAAAAAGGAGAUGCCCUCCAAGCCACACCGCCAGCUCUGUCGAUCUCCCUGCCUAGAUCGUCCAAGUUUCUCCCAGAGCAGCAUUUUACAGGAUGGUAAACUUGACUUGGAGAAGGAAUACCAAGCUAAGAUGGAGUUUGCGCUAAAGCUGGGCUAUGCAGAGGAACAGAUUCAAUCAGUGCUAAACAAGCUGGGCCCAGAAUCACUUAUUAAUGAUGUAUUGGCAGAGCUUGUCAGACUUGGGAACAAAGGUGAUUCAGAAGGGCAGAUCAACUUGAGCCUGUUAGUGCCUCGUGGGCCUAGCUCCAGAGAGAUUGCAAGCCCUGAAUUGUCUCUUGAAGAUGAAAUAGACAACAGUGACAAUUUGAGGCCAGUUGUCAUUGAUGGAAGCAAUGUGGCAAUGAGCCAUGGGAAUAAAGAAGAAUUCUCCUGCAGAGGAAUACAACUUGCGGUGGAUUGGUUUCUAGAUAAAGGCCAUAAAGAUAUUACUGUAUUUGUGCCUGCAUGGAGAAAGGAGCAAUCCCGCCCUGAUGCACCAAUUACAGAUCAAGAUAUUCUACGAAAACUGGAGAAGGAAAAGAUUCUCGUCUUCACACCAUCCCGAAGAGUCCAAGGCAGGAGGGUUGUCUGCUAUGAUGACCGGUUCAUAGUCAAACUGGCUUUUGAUUCUGAUGGCAUCAUUGUGUCCAAUGAUAACUACCGAGACCUUCAAGUUGAAAAGCCAGAAUGGAAGAAGUUUAUAGAGGAGCGGUUGCUGAUGUAUUCUUUUGUGAACGACAAAUUUAUGCCUCCAGAUGAUCCAUUAGGACGCCAUGGUCCAAGCCUUGAAAAUUUCUUAAGAAAGAGACCCAUUGUUCCUGAGCAUAAGAAGCAACCAUGUCCUUACGGCAAAAAAUGCACCUACGGCCACAAGUGCAAAUACUACCAUCCGGAGCGGGCCAACCAACCCCAGCGUUCGGUGGCUGAUGAGCUCCGCAUCAGUGCCAAACUGUCCACAGUGAAAACUAUGAGUGAAGGCACCCUGGCCAAGUGUGGCACAGGGAUGUCUAGUGCCAAAGGUGAGAUAACCUCAGAGGUCAAACGUGUGGCCCCCAAGCGCCAAUCAGAUCCCAGCAUCCGGUCUGUGGCUGUGGAGCCUGAGGAAUGGCUGUCCAUUGCCCGUAAGCCUGAGGCUAGUUCUGUCCCCUCGCUUGUGACUGCCCUAAGUGUUCCCACAAUCCCACCCCCAAAAAGCCAUGCAGUGGGUGCACUCAACACCCGUUCGGCCAGCAGCCCAGUGCCAGGAUCCUCCCAUUUCCCCCACCAGAAGGCCUCUUUGGAGCAUAUGGCCAGCAUGCAGUAUCCUCCCAUCCUGGUUACCAACAGCCAUGGGACCCCUAUUAGCUAUGCUGAGCAAUACCCAAAGUUUGAAUCCAUGGGGGACCAUGGCUACUAUUCAAUGUUAGGUGACUUCUCCAAACUGAACAUCAACAGCAUGCAUAAUCGAGAGUAUUACAUGGCUGAAGUAGACCGGGGGGUGUAUGCCCGGAAUCCUAAUCUCUGUCCUGACAGCCGUGUGAGCCAUACCAGGAAUGACAACUAUUCCUCUUACAACAACGUGUAUUUGGCUGUAGCUGAUACCCAUCCUGAAGGCAAUUUGAAGCUGCAUCGCUCAGCAUCCCAGAACCGACUUCAGCCUUUUCCUCAUGGUUACCAUGAAGCCUUAACACGAGUGCAGAGCUAUGGCCCAGAGGAUUCUAAGCAAGGCCCCCACAAACAGUCAGUCCCCCACUUAGCUCUGCAUGCCCAGCACCCAGCAACUGGAACACGUUCCAGCUGUCCUGCAGACUACCCCAUGCCUCCCAAUAUCCAUCCUGGGGCAACCCCCCAGCCAGGCCGUGCCCUGGUGAUGACUCGGAUGGAUAGCAUUUCUGACUCCCGCCUCUAUGAGAGCAACCCCGUGAGGCAAAGACGACCUCCCCUGUGCCGGGAACAGCAUGCCAGCUGGGACCCGCUGCCCUGUGCAACUGACUCCUAUGGCUACCACUCCUAUCCCUUGAGUAACAGCCUCAUGCAACCAUGUUAUGAGCCAGUCAUGGUACGGAGCGUGCCUGAAAAGAUGGAGCAGCUUUGGAGGAAUCCUUGGGUUGGAAUGUGCAAUGAUUCCAGGGAGCAUAUGAUCCCAGAGCACCAGUAUCAGACCUACAAGAACCUCUGCAAUAUUUUCCCUUCUAACAUCGUCCUUGCGGUGAUGGAGAAGAAUCCCCACACAGCAGAUGCCCAGCAACUGGCAGCCUUGAUUGUUGCUAAGCUUAGGGCUGCACGUUGAUAUGACAUAGUACUUAUUUCUUUAUACAAAUAUGAAUAUUAAUACUAACAAUACACUAACACAAUAAUUAUAGUAACUAAUAAUUUGUGUUGCGCUUUACAAGUUACAGAGUGUUUAUAUCAUUUAAGCGCAUAACAACCCUGUGAGGUACGUCUUACUAACAUCCUCUUUUAUAGAGAAGGAAGGUGAAGCUCAGUGAAAUUAAGUGGCUAGCCAGGGUCACACUGCUAGCAAAUGACUAAGUCAAGACACACACCCAAGUCCUCUAAAUCUAAGUCCUAUGCCCCUUUGCACUGCACCAUGCAGGUAAUGGAGGACAAAACCCAGGGGGAGAGGUCUAGACGUAAGAAACCCCAGAGGAUUCCAUUACCAGAGUUUUCCUUUUUUUUGUUUCUUUCUUUCUUUUUUCUUUUUUCUUUUUUUUUUUUUUUUUUGAGACAAAGUCUUACUCUGUUACACAGGCUGGAGUGGCACUAUCUCUGCUCACUGCAACCUUCGCCUCCAGGGUUCAAGCGAUUCUAUGACCUCAGCCUCCCAGGUAGCUGGGAUUACAGGCGUGCACCACCAUGCCCGGCUAAUUUUUGUAUUUUUAGUAGAGACGGGGUUUCACCAUGUCGGCCAGGCUGGUCUCAAACUCCUGGCCUCAAGUGAUCCACCCGCCUCGGCCUCCUAAAGUGCUGGGAUUACAGGUGUGAGCCACCGCGCCCAGCCUACCAGAGUUUUCAUAGUCACAUAUUCUAUAUUACAAAGUAUGGAUGAUAUAUCCAAUUUAGAGAGCAAAAGCAUCAGGAUCAGAUCAUAUGUUGAAUUAACCUUUUAGGUUUUUUCUAAUAGAAAUAUUUAAAACUAUUUAAAAGUAAAUGCAUACUUUAUUGCAUGGAUAUCUGAUCAUUCAAUCUUUAUUAACGAAGCUAUAGGGUCACAUUGAAGCUUCUAGAACUAUAUUUUAAAUCUAUUAUUAGCAAUUAUAUUGCAUGUAUGAAUAUAUAUAUUUGGUUUGAGAUGUGUGUGUAUCUCUGUAUAACCUUUUAUAUAGUGAUAAUGAGAGGGUAGGCUCUACACAGUCCUUCGUCUAUAGCUGUAUAGGUCACUAAUCUGACUUGAUGAUUUUAAGUCACAUUUCAUAGUUUCAAGUAGUUAUGAGAGUGAAAAUUAUAUGGCAAUAUUUGAACAUUGCUUUCUUAGGCACCAGAGCAAAGCAGCUCUGUUUCCUUUGCACAUUUUACCUGCCAACAUUUAUUAACAGUUCUUAGCUUCCAAGUCUCUUCACCUUAGCAAAUCAGGGAUCAGGUUGCAGUCUUCUGCAGAGGAACUGAUGGUUAAGCUCAAGUUCCAAGCAUAGUAUGUGUGUGCUACACAAGCUCAGAAGAGUUUGACAAGGACCAGGGGACUUACUACCACAAUCCACUUCCCUUAUCCCAGGAGAGAUGGCCAAACACAUGUGGCAUUAAAUGGUGAAUAAAAAAGCUCCACUCAAGGAGGGACUAUUGGAUGCUCUUUGGACUUCCAACCUAUGCAGUAUUCAACAUCACUGGAUGAAAUGUAAUGGAGGACAGUGCACAGCCAUGUAUCCACUUUCUCUUCCUGUCCACCCUUUGGGUAAUAAGGUCAAUCAUUGGUGGAACAGAAUUUCUCUAGGAAACAAAACCAGGGGAUUUUCUAUGUGGAAAAAGGAAGUUUCCAAAAGGGGAUACUGCAUCUUUACUAAUAGCUGGCUCAGUUAUGCACUUUAAAUCCACGCAAAGAGAGUGCACUUGCUGUUAAAUAAUUGUUAGAUGAGUUACUAGAAGGCAGGACUUUCAGUUUGGGCGACACCAUUUGUGCAACUUGUAUCUUGCUCAGGGUGGAAAACUUCAUAGCUAAAUGCCUCUAGAAGAGGUGUUUAUUGUUUUUUUUAAGCUGCACUAAAUGAAUUCCCUUUUUGAAUCCACUGUAUAUUUCAAUAUUUCAAACCAUGACCAGCUCACUAUUUCCUGAGCUGGAACUUGCUAACUUCUAUGAUCGUUUUUUCAUGAAAGUUGAGAAGGCCGGGCCUUGGCCUUUUGUUUCUUCAUGAGAAGGUGUGACACUGCCUAUAAAUGUUUCUUACUGUGAAACACUCUGAAUGUGAGGCUGUAGUCAGGGUUGUUUCUGGUGGUUUGAUAAUGGCUUGCAUGCUGCUUUCUGGCUUUCUGUCUCUGUCCAAGUUGAUCAAUACUGCAUCUUAACCAAUGUUUCACUUCAGUUAACCACAGCUUUACAUUCUAUCUCCUAUCCUCUGAUCUUCGUAUACCCCAGCAUAUUGAAAAAGAGUAAAAGUAUUUUCUAUCAGGUAGGUCCACAGAGUGACAGUUGCCACUGCAGUGCUUGCUAUUUCACACAAACACCAUUUCAUACCUUCAACUUCUUGGACUUUCUAAAUUGGACCUGUGUCUAAAUCAGGGUAUUUGACAAUCUCAGAUGAUGCUACUGCCUAUGUGCCAGUUAGUUCAUCUUCCUACCAAAAUCGUCAAUGGCACCACAGUAUCCACGAGCUGUACAAUUUACAGGGAAGCACAAGAUUAAUCUUGUCACCUAUAAUUCGUCUUGAACAUGUUCAUAUUUAGUACUCAGAAAACGUGUAAGCUCCUCCCAAUACAGAAAAUUCUUUUAAGGCAGCAUAUGUAUUUCUGAUUUACUAAAAAUGAUUGUCAUCCUCCUCUCAUUCUUCUUUUUGGUAUGAACCAAAAGCGGCUAGGAGCAAUGCCUCAAAUAACCAGAAAUGACCUUUUGUUGAUACAAAUUGUAUCUCUUUUUUUCCUGAUUGUAUAGAAACAAAUGUACAAAACUCAUCUUAAGCUAGGUUUGGCACUGAAUUUUCACCAUGAGGUUUGUGGCACUGUGUGUCACAGGGAAGUAGCUCAGGGGUUGUGAGGGAGCUUUUAUUUCUAAAGGGCAGUAGUAAUUUAUAGACAAAAACAAUUUUUCAAGGCCUCUUUAUUACCAGUGCACAGUUAUCACGUGUACAAUUUCAAGCAUUAUAUUGCAUAAGUUCUCUUUAGCCUAUUAAAUUUAAUAUGUCCUUGAAAAAGGGAUUUUGUGUAAAAAGUGUCAGUGUUAGUGACUCAUCUGCAAGAAUCUAUAAAUGGAGCUAUACAAAUAUGAAUACAUAAAUACAGCAUGGUUCUUAGUUAUUAAAGAAACAUUUUCUUUAUAUUGAGGUCUAGGCACUUCUUGACUUUCCAUUUUGUCUGUAAUUAUAAAACAGCAAGUAACAAAGAAGCAUUGGGACCCCCUCGGCUGCCUUGAUAAUAAAAUCAAGCUUCCCUCAUGGGGCUAAGCAUGUGUCCUUCAGGAUACUUACCUCUAAGCGCUCAGCAGGGGUUACUACAAAGCGUUUUGUGUGGUUUUCAAGAAACAGUGUGUUUUGCAAGAGGUGCUUUGUAAUUUUAAUUAUUUCACUGAUUUUCUGACCUCAUAGCAAGUCUGUGCCUGUUGAGGCCUUCAAUUUUGUAGCUUUUCUGAUUUUUUUUCUUCUUUUUGUGAUUUUGUUGUUUUCAUUUUGAUCUAAAGGAGAAGUGUGACCCCGGAGUGGCAUGGUCAAUCCAGGGCACCCUUUCUGUAAGACAACUCAAAGGAAAAGAAGCCUUUUCAAAGGUAAUAUCGAGCCAUUGCACUCUCUCUUAAGGUGCCAGGUAUGGAAGGGAGAAUGACAGAUGCCUUAUGGAAAUGGUCUACGAAACUUUUCUUCUUCUAAGUAAUAAAGCACAUAGCAUGAUUCUCUCUCCCUCUCUCUCUCUCUCUCUCUCUCUCUCUGCCCACCCCCUGCUAGUUUCCAGGAGAAUACUUCUCUAAAAUUCAUUUUUUUCUAUUUUGGAAUAAAUUAUCUUUAUACAGUAAUUUAAACACUGAUUUCCAUUAACCUUUGGCCCUGAGUUUUCUUCUAACAUAGAAGAAUUCAUUUUGAGAGGCACUCAGUUACCAUUCUAUCUGUGCUGUAAGUAUGGGACUUUGUACAAAUGCCCUUUUUGAGGGCCAAAAAUUUCAAUACACUUUGUUCUACUUUGUGAACCAGGUCUGGAUCUGCACAGAGAAAGUAAUGCUGAGCUGUCGAGUCCGCUCAGGUCUCCCUCCUAACCCUCCUCUGCCUUCCCCUAGUUUGUUUAUCCUCAGGUCUGACACUGAGGAGUGCGUAGUCUUCAACUGAAAUGGCACUAUAGUUAGUUCUCAUUGGAAACAAACAAGUGUAUUUCUGGAACCUGCUUGUCUAAAAUAGCCAAUGCCUUUGUAAAGACAGCAUAUUCAAUAUCUAUUGUAUGGUAGCUAGCUAUAUACAUAGAUUGACUAUUUUUAGUCCUGGUUUGUGUAUUGUUGAGCUAUAGUAGUUUGCUUUAUCCAUUUGUGGGAUUAAACAAUACUGUUUAUUGGUUGUAAACUUUUAUAAAAUCUCUUUGGGUUUUUUGUUUGACCCAAAUAUAAUGUAAGUCUCAAUGACAAAAUACACAAAGUUAACCAGAGGUGAGUGAAAAUAUAGCCCUUCCCCAGUUUUGUCUGUCCCUAUAAUGCACGUGCAUUGCUUUGUAAUAUGCUCUCACUAGCAUGAAUGUGCUAUGACUACUUCAUGAGGUUUUAAUUUGUUUCACCUAUCAUUGUGAUGGAAAAUGCUGUAUCGCUGACAACAAUGAACUGUAACCAGUUAUUUACUGCAUAAACUAUUUGUCUACUGACCA